Aspergillus versicolor CBS 583.65 is the source of this 1080-nucleotide messenger RNA. Its product is annotated as demethoxyubiquinone hydroxylase family protein. Bases 52 to 798 code for a protein of 248 amino acids. Gene Ontology annotation, biological process: ubiquinone biosynthetic process. The transcript has a single exon. NCBI's taxonomy places the organism in Eukaryota, Fungi, Ascomycota, Eurotiomycetes, Eurotiales, Aspergillaceae. Gene Ontology annotation, cellular component: mitochondrial inner membrane. Gene Ontology annotation, molecular function: 3-demethoxyubiquinol 3-hydroxylase activity. The record is from RefSeq and is a predicted model, not a curated record.
CUCUUGCUUGCUUUCCUCAUCAUUAUUCUUAUUCACGGCUACACAGAGUAUAUGUAUUCUUUUACAGCGGCUCGGAGGUGCUAUUCGCCCUCAUGCUGUAGACCAGCAGCUCCUCUGUUGCUAGAUUUUCUCGCACCAUCCGCUCCCCGCCGUCAAUAUCACGCAACACCAAUCUACAGAUCCGCCGAAUCCCAAUCAAGUCCCGAAUCCCGAAAGCCGAAGUAUGUCCUGAACAAAAAGCAACGAGAGUUCCUCGAUAGCGCGCUGCGAGUCAACCAGGCUGGCGAAUUAGCUGCAACGCUAAUUUAUACCGCCCAAACGCCGCAAGUCGUCCGUUCGCACCCACACCUCCGACCGUUGAUGAAGCACAUGUACGACCAGGAGGAGGGCCACCUCACUACAUUCAAUGAGAAAAUUGCCAAGCAUCGAGUACGCCCAACAGCGAUGUACCCGGUAUGGGAAACCGCGGCUACUUUUCUGGGCUGGUCGACGGGUGUCAUGGGACGAGAGGCAGCGAUGGCCUGUACUGAAGCUGUGGAAACAGAAAUCGGCUCGCAUUACAACGAGCAAGUCCGGGAAAUUCUGUCAUGGGAGGCUGAGGCGCACAGUCGUGGAGAGGAGCUGGACGAUGAGUUGAAGGAAAUGCUUACGACUUUUCGAAGAAUCCGGGAUGAGGAGCUCGAGCAUCUAGACCAUGCUGUUGAGAACGAUUCCAAGGAGGCACGGCCUUACGACCCCCUUGUCAAUGUAAUCCGACUCGGGUGCAGAGCGGCCAUCAAGAUUAGCGAAAAGGUAUGAUUGUCAGAAUGGGUCCUGAAAAGGUUACCAACAUUGUAUAUUAUAGACCUCCUGUACCAUAGAGGAUUCUUUCUUGGAGCUUAAGCGGAUUGUCACUGUUUUGAACAGGUAUCUAUUUUUUGAUCUAGCAAGCAUGGGUAUAUAUGUAAACAAUCAUCCUGCCUCUAAUUCUGAUGGUUCUUCUCCAAGUAAUCGAGGAAGUUCUUCGAGAAUCGCGCCACCUGCUGGUAGACCUCCUCAAAGCCAUUUGCCCCGCCAUAGUAAGGGUCCUGGACUACCUCU